CUCUUUUGUUUGCAGGCCACCUGCCGCUCGUUUGUUCCAUUAACUGGCCAGCCACAGAAUGGCCCACCGCCGCACGGACUCGUCCCGCAAAAUGCACAUCCUCAUGGGCCCCAAAACACCCGUCCUCUCCGACGCCGGCCACAUCGUCGGCCCCCCCGCCCUCCCGACACCCCCGCUCUCCCCCGGCUUCGCACCCGCCAUGCUCGCCCCCGAGCACCGCGACAGGCCCGCGGCCCUCCUCCCCUACGCCACCCCGUCCCACUCCUCGUCCUCCUCAUCGAUCAGCAUCCAGCUCUCCGUCUCCUCCUCCUCCUCCUCACCGUCCGCCGCAGCGAACCCGCUCCGCCUCCUCGACGCCCUCGCGCCCUACACCCGCAAGCGGCCCAAGCACUGGCACCGCACCACGCUCGUCGCCCUCGCCCUCCUCGUCCUCCUCUCCUUCUACGUCUUCCUCGUCGCCCAGCCCAACCUCGGCGUCCGGCUACGGCCCUCCGCGCCCCCCGUCGCCGCCACCCUGCCCCUCUCGCCGCCCAGCCGCAGACCCAAGUACGGCGCGGUUCACCACAGGCCAACAAGGCCCCAGCUUACGCUGGACCCCGCGCAGGAGCUCGCCGCGGUGACGUCCUUCAUCGUCGCCCUCCCGCAGAACGUGAUCCCGCCCAGCGUCGAUCCCAGUAAACCCAUCGACCCGGAGCUGGUGCUCGAUUUCGACACGCGGGGCGAGGGCGCGCGCGCAGAGCUCGACGAGGUCAUCAGAGACGUGUGGACGCGUUUCCCCGUCAUUCUGUUCUCCAAGUACCACUCCGCCGCGUCGCGCGAGGUGAAGGCGAUCCUGGACGGGAUGAACCUCAAGCCCGCGCCGGCGAUUAUCGAUGUCGACCAGAGACCCGACGCAGACACCCUCGCCCCGCUGCUCUACCGCCUCACCACGCCCUACCUGGACACCCUCGCGCCCUUCCCCGACGCGCCCGAGGCCCCGGCGCUGCCCGUCCUGCUGCUCUCGGGCCACCCGCUGUCGCUCACGCAGAUCCGCGAGCUGAACGCGCGCGGCGAGUUGCGGGCGAUGGUCGGGCGGAGCGGGGCGGUCGUCGGGGGCGGGAAGCGGAAGAAGGGCGGGCGGAGAUGAGCCGUGAUCGUGGCUUGCCCGUGGAGAGAAGGGGAGAGCGAGAGACCCCUUUUAAUGGGGUGGGAGAGGAGCGGCAGCUGGAUUCCUGCCGCCUCGGACUACGCGGAAGGGAUGGUAUUACUACGACAUACAUACGGCUUGGUGAAAUAAUUGGUUGGGCGGGCCUGUACAUGCAUAUAUCGACGGGGUGUAUCUUACUUAUGAUGCUGUCAAGUAUGAGUACGUACGUGUUUAUGAUAGAGAGACCUCGAUGGACUUUAUUUAUA
Molecule: messenger RNA, 1392 nt
Organism: Gloeophyllum trabeum ATCC 11539
Lineage: Eukaryota; Fungi; Basidiomycota; Agaricomycetes; Gloeophyllales; Gloeophyllaceae
Exons: 3
Coding region: 59-1126 (355 amino acids)
Source: RefSeq, a predicted model, not a curated record